AAUAACGAGUCACUAUCUUAUUGGUUGUGAGUUCAAAAAAAUCCUUUUACCAUGAGUAAUGCUCAACGUCACACGCUUUUUCUUCUCUUCACUUCUGUGCAGUCCUUAUUUGUUCUACCUUUCUAUGGACAUGAAUUUCAAUCCCCUCAAAACUCAAUCCAUUUGCUGAAUAUUCUUUAAUUUUUUCCAAUUGUUUUUGAUUCGGGCCUUCAUGUUCUCAGUUUGCAAAUUUGAUCAAAUUUCUUUUCAUCACUCAAAGAAUCUAGUCUUCCCUUCUUUAUUGACAUUACCUUUGAAAUCAUCAGUGCAUACAUAAAACCCAUCUGAUUUUUGGGUUUUUCAUCAGUUUCUUGAUUGAUUUAAUCGGAUUCUUUUCGAUCAGAGAUGCAACCAGCGGCUGUUUCUUAUUAGGUAGCUUCAUUUUAUUGAUAAUUUGGUUGUUUGAAUUGCUGAUUUAAAUAAUGGGUAGAGUAAGAGGAAAAGGGAAGAAACAGUCUGUUGCUUCUCGAGACGAUGCUGGGAGUGGAGAGGAUGAGAAGAUACAGAUAAGGAGAAGAGGAAGGCCACAGAAACCAUUGAAGGAUGGAAUUGAGGAAGAAGAAAAAGGCGAGAAGAUAGAAGAAGAAAAAGAUGAAGAUGGUGAGGAGACAUUGAGUUCUGUAUUGAGUAAAAGUUCAAAAGCUCAAGCUGCCACAGGGAAUGGCAGGAAGAGAAAGAGGCCUUCACAGAUCAAGGACGAUACCGAUUCAGUGAAAGAGGAAAAUGGUGUGGGGAAGAAUACUAAUACUACCAACUUGAUCAAGUCUGUUGGGUUCAGGCAAAAUGGAAGCAGGAGGAAAAAUAAGCCUAGACGUGCUGCUGAAGUUGGCGUUGACUGCAAAUGAGUUUGUGCUGCAGCAUUGUUUGCUGAUUUGGAGCUUUCGCUAUUUCUUCUCUUAAGUUCAUAGUCUUGACAAUGUCUUUCAAGAAAUUCUCUUAUGUUAAUGUUUUUUGCUAGUGAAGAAGAUUGCAAGUGCUUGACAUCUCACGUUA
This is a messenger RNA of Olea europaea var. sylvestris, 1032 nucleotides long. RefSeq lists its product as uncharacterized. Lineage: Eukaryota; Viridiplantae; Streptophyta; Magnoliopsida; Lamiales; Oleaceae. Bases 462 to 884 code for a protein of 140 amino acids. The record is from RefSeq and is a predicted model, not a curated record. The transcript is spliced from 2 exons.